Molecule: messenger RNA, 1180 nt
Organism: Tarenaya hassleriana
Lineage: Eukaryota; Viridiplantae; Streptophyta; Magnoliopsida; Brassicales; Cleomaceae
Product: myb-related protein Myb4
Exons: 3
Coding region: 134-1039 (301 amino acids)
Source: RefSeq, a predicted model, not a curated record
UAUAUACACACACAUACAGACGUACAGACAUGAACACGCACAGUCAAGAAGGACAAAUCUGAUUUGGUAAAAGGGAAUCUCCUCAGAGAGAAAGAGAGAGAGAGAGAGAUCUGGAGAGAGAGAGAGAGAGAGGAUGGGGAAGGGAAGAGCACCGUGCUGUGACAAGACCAAAGUGAAGAGAGGUCCAUGGAGCACAGAGGAAGACAUGAAACUCAUCUCUUUCAUUCACAAGCAUGGCCAUGAGAACUGGAGGUCUCUCCCCAAACAAGCUGGGCUCCUGAGGUGUGGGAAGAGUUGCCGUUUAAGAUGGAUUAACUACUUGAGACCAGACCUGAAGCGAGGGAACUUCACCGCGGAGGAGGAAGAAACCAUCAUCAAGCUUCACCGUAGCUUCGGGAACAAGUGGUCGAAGAUUGCCUCCCACCUGCCGGGAAGAACAGACAACGAGAUCAAGAACGUGUGGCAUACACAUCUAAAGAAAAGAUUGGUUCAGAGCUCAGGACCCGACCUUCACGCAGAUGAAUCUGCCUCAUCUUGUUCGGGUGGCUCUGUUUCUGGUGAAAAACCAGAAGGGGGGAAGGAGCCAGAAGGUUCUUUGGCAGAGAAGGUAUCUCACGAGUCAUCACUCAGUGAGUUGACAAGUUCUUCAACCUCUUCCGGUGGUUCCAACGUUAUAAACCCGGAAGAUGAUCUUCAGAUGGGUGGCUUGCUCGGGUACAUAGAAGGUUAUAGCGGAAACUCAGACAUGUUUCAAGAGGUGGAUAAACCAGACAUGCUGGAGAUCCCUUUCGAUUCAGAUCCUGACAUUUGGAGCUUGUUAGAAGAUUGUUUAGAUGCAUCCCAAGAACCCGAUGCAGAUGGUAACAGCUUAUUAGCUUCAAGGGCGGAAGAAUCUGAGGAGGUCAAACAGUGGUUCAAGUACAUUGAAAACGAACUUCUGUUGGAAGAGGAUGAUAACCAGAAGCAUAAACCAGGAACAACAGGAGAAGAAGAGGAAGAAUCAUCGCUCUUGAAAACUUAUGAACUGAUGAUACACUAAUGAAUCAAGAAACUGAUUCCAUUACUGUCCAAUAUCUUCAAAAUACAUAUACUCUGUUGUAAAGGGAGGGAUCGAGUAGGGGUAUACAUAUUAUCAACAGAAAACACUCAGAAAGACAAAAAAAAAAAAAAAAAAAAAAAC